Anopheles coluzzii is the source of this 717-nucleotide messenger RNA. RefSeq names its product chymotrypsin inhibitor. The transcript is spliced from 2 exons. The record is from RefSeq and is a predicted model, not a curated record. The coding region runs from base 1 to 327 and encodes 108 amino acids. NCBI's taxonomy places the organism in Eukaryota, Metazoa, Arthropoda, Insecta, Diptera, Culicidae.
AUGAAAAGCGAAAUCACUGUACUGCUGCUGCUGCUGCUGCUACUGCUUUUCACACUGUGUCCGUUCGCUUUAGCGAAACGAUCGUUCAGUCUUCUAUCAUCCGAUCCCUGUCUGGAGAAGCGAACAUGCGGCAAGAACGAGGAGUUCGUCUGCUGUGGACCCUGCGUCGAGCCAACCUGCUCCAAACCGGAGCCCGAUGCCGACUGUACCAACGUCUGCGUCGCGGGCUGCUUCUGUAAGAAGAACUACGUACGGCGCGCCAUCGGUGGAUCGUGCAUCUGGGCGAAAAAAUGUCCCAAGCGUAUACAGACGACCAAAAAACCAUAACGUUGUUUAUUCUCUGCCCAGCGAAUGUUCUAGUUAGUGAGCUCACAGGUUGUAGCGAUACUGUCGCAUAGUUAGAUCGGCGAAAGCAAACCCUUGAACGUAGGUGUGCGGUGGGUCAUUUGUUUGAUUCGUUACAGCCAACGUCAUUGGCCGUAGAUCCAAUCGAGAGCAAUAAUUGAAUUCGUGGCUAGGUCAAAUCGAAGUGCAAACGGCAAUUUAUUCGCUUACUUUUACUGCUCGGUUGCAAAGGUCACUAACGGAUGAUAAAUGGUGUAGUAAAUAGCGCUUGAAUAAAUCACUCUAAGUUAAGGUGUAUAGUUAGGGCUGAAAAUGAAUCCAUUUUAAUUUUAAUUUAUCAAAGGCAAUACGGACGCAAGUUGAUCGAUUGGU